Dreissena polymorpha is the source of this 1083-nucleotide messenger RNA. RefSeq names its product MAP7 domain-containing protein 2-like. Bases 165 to 620 code for a protein of 151 amino acids. The transcript is spliced from 9 exons. Lineage: Eukaryota; Metazoa; Mollusca; Bivalvia; Myida; Dreissenidae. The record is from RefSeq and is a predicted model, not a curated record.
GAGACUAUUUGAUGUAGCGUGGUUAGAUAGAAUAUGCUGAAACAUGUUAAAGAGAAAACAGAUAUUGAUUUUGAGAUCAUUGAUGAUAUUAUGUAUCAAAGUGCAGUUUGAGCGGAGAGGCCUAAGUCUGUGUACGGACUGCAAACACUUCACAGAAAGAAAAAAUGACCGAUCCCAUGGCUGCGGUUGUAGGGGGUAUAGCUAGUGCUGUUGUGAAAACGGGAGCACAGAUAUUUGGUUAUGGUCCAAAGGUUUGCGUAUCGGGACACGAACAUAACAGUGAGAAAGAGGCACAAGCAUGCAACGAUGUGCAAGAGAAGAAAAAGUUAUAUGAAGUGGAAUUGUUACGCGAAACAAAUCGUCACCAAGCAGCAAUGCAGAAAGAGAAGAUGGAGGCCGAGCGAAUCAAAGCCAUCGAAGAGCAACAAAUUAUAAAAGAGAAGUUAAGAUUGGAAGAGAAAAAGCUAGAUCUUGAAGCACAGAAGAGAAAGGACGAACUUGAAGCAAUGCGGGAAGAAAAUCGUAAACAAGAAUUACAGCUGGAAAAGGAGAAACUUGAAGCACAAAAGAAAAAGGACGAAUUUGAAACAAAACGAUCCAAGAUGUGCGUUAUUCUGUAAAAAGUUGAGUUGAGAUACGACAAUCAAACUUUCAAAAUCAUGUAAUGAUGUAUAUCUAAAGAAAUCUUUUAUUGGUCUUACUAUUAUUAUACCUAUAACUACUACUCAUAUACUACACGUAUAUCCACUUAAUACAUAACCACUGCCAGAAGCGAAACAUGUGUAGUACGUAUGCAUAAAAUUGUUUUAGUUGACGCUAUUCGCAUGCAUAUACCAUUGAAUUAAAGCGAAAUAUAAACAGUUAAUAUGCAUAAAAUGCAAAAAAAUAUGUUUUUGCAGCCCUUCCUUUAAUGCGCCCAAGUUAUUUGGAACAUGUAUGUCAUUUGUAUUCCAUCUUCGAAUUUGACAGAAUGUUUUACUGUUUGAAAAAAGAAUUCAUAAAUAACCUUAAUUCCCUCACUGCUUUAUCUACAUGUACUGUUUUGUAUUAAUGCACAAAUAAAAUCAGUGUAGUUUAUGUUGA